This is a messenger RNA of Colossoma macropomum (tambaqui), 1439 nucleotides long. RefSeq names its product transmembrane serine protease 4b (gene tmprss4b). Gene Ontology annotation, molecular function: protein binding; serine-type endopeptidase activity. Gene Ontology annotation, biological process: proteolysis. Gene Ontology annotation, cellular component: membrane. Lineage: Eukaryota; Metazoa; Chordata; Actinopteri; Characiformes; Serrasalmidae. The transcript has 11 exons. The coding region runs from base 9 to 1313 and encodes 434 amino acids. The record is from RefSeq and is a predicted model, not a curated record.
GAGCAGCCAUGCCCCUGAACUCGAGGAGGCUGUCGAAGUUACAGACGGAGAGGAGGGAGAGGCGGAAGCUGGCCCUGGUCGCUGUGUGCUGUGUGCUGCUAACACUAGCAUUACUGGCAGUGGGUCUCUACUACAUAAUCGGGCUGAUAAACUCGAGGUUUUAUUUCUGUGCUGGGUCUCUGAGGUUUGUUCCAGUAGCUAAAGCGUGUGAUGGGGAGGCUGAUUGUGCUGAUGGAGAGGAUGAGCUCACCUGUGUGUCCAACCUGAGCAUUAAUGCCACCUAUCCAGUGCGAUUGGUAGGUGAGAGUUUAAUCUUGCAGGUUUUUGUUGACAACCAAAAGUGGAUAACUGUGUGUGCGGACAACUGGAGAAGCCAGUACACUCGGGCAGCAUGCCAGCAGCUGGGAUACACACACAGCCCACGGAGUGUUCAAGUCCCUGUGAAGAGUCUACAGUCUGUUGUAGGGACGACUUUCGCCGUUAUCAAUACUGAAACUCCAGAAGCAAGUACAGCCAUUCAGAACGUACUCAGUGUGAGAGAUCAGUGCUCGUCCGGCUCAGUAAUAUCACUGUCUUGUUCAGACUGCGGGGAGGUGGUUGGCUUGAAUCGUAUUGCAGGCGGAGUGGACACAGUAGCAGAGUUGUGGCCAUGGCAGGUCAGUGUGCAGUGGGAUGGACACCACGUCUGUGGCGGAGCACUGAUCUCCACACGAUGGGUCAUCAGCGCUGCUCACUGCUUUACUGGACGGACACGGGAAAUCGGUGCAUGGCGUGUAGUUCUCGGCCACACCUACCUGACAUCAUCAGGAGGCGUAUCCUUGGAAACCAUCAUCCUUCAUGAAGACUACAGCCACGUACGCCACGACUACGACAUCGCCAUGCUCCGACUGGCUUGGGCCGUGACACUUGGAGACUCCAUUCACCCGGUCUGUCUGCCCCCGCACCAGCUAUCAAUCAAGGAAGGGGAGGAGCUUGUGGUAACUGGGUGGGGUGUGCUGAAGGAGAAUGGUCAGUUAUCAUCUGUGCUAGACAAAGCCACAGUACCUCUGAUUGACCAGUCUGUGUGUUCAAAUAAAUCUGUCUACGGCUCUGCUAUCACUCCCAGAAUGCUAUGCGCUGGCUACCUCCAAGGUGGAGUAGAUUCUUGCCAGGGGGAUAGUGGGGGUCCGCUGGUCUACCUGUCAUCUCGAUGGCAGUUGGUGGGCGUGGUGAGCUGGGGGGCAGGCUGUGCCCGUAAAGGAAAACCUGGAGUUUACACUGACAUCAGGCAGCUACUCGACUGGAUUUAUACAGUCCUGGAGAAAUACCCCUGAGAAUGUGUACAGUGACUCAUGGGAAGUUGCAUCUAUCAACAGCCAAUCACCACUGUGUGACACAAGCAUGAUCUCACGUUUGUUGUGAGACGGUAGAAAUGAAGAAAACUCAGUUAACAUAAUGUA